Molecule: messenger RNA, 2478 nt
Organism: Malassezia pachydermatis
Lineage: Eukaryota; Fungi; Basidiomycota; Malasseziomycetes; Malasseziales; Malasseziaceae
Product: kinase-like protein
Exons: 1
Coding region: 1-2478 (825 amino acids)
Biological process (GO): peptidyl-threonine phosphorylation; peptidyl-serine phosphorylation
Cellular component (GO): nucleus; cytoplasm
Molecular function (GO): protein tyrosine kinase activity; protein serine/threonine kinase activity; ATP binding
Source: RefSeq, a predicted model, not a curated record
AUGGAUCGUACUAGUGAUGAAGAGGAUGAUGAUACGGUCGCUUCCGAGCGUAGUGAAGAGGAAGCCCCCAGUGAGGAUACCCAGUUCCGUGGAUCAGAAGAGGCAUUUGCAACACGGCACCACCCUACCUCCUUAGAUGCGCGUGAGACAAGUCAUUACGAGCGGACCAUGCGAGAGGCGGGUGUCGUGACACCAUUGUCAUCGGUGCGCUCGUCGUCGUCUCUGAGCUCGUCCAGUGGGUUGUCGCUGGAUACAGUAUCAGUGUCACAAGAGGUAGGGCAGGGCGAUGCCGAGUCCGAUGUGGUUACAGCAGCAACAUCGACCAAUACGCCAGCGCCACCUACAGCGACAACGACGCGGCCCAAACGGCCUGGACAGCCGCAGUUUGAAGGGUUCUGGCGGGUGCAGACUCUGGACGAUCUGCGGCCUAUGGUCGAUACAAAGCGAUUGUCUGAGCAGCACCGACGUGCAGAUCCUGUGGGUGGCUAUGUGAGCCCGCUGAAAGCGUUGACAUCGUACCUGCAUCAUACGUACCAUCUUGUGAACCCAGCCUUCCAGUAUGAGCUGACGUUCAAUCCACGACGUGUGUUGACGAAGCCCAGCAAGCCCAUGUACAACGAUGGCCAUGACAAUGAAGACAGUGACUACAUUCUGUAUGUGAACGACUAUCUGGGCAGUGACGAGGGCCAUCGGUACCUGAUUCUUGAUGUGUUGGGCCAAGGUACGUUUGGCCAAGUGGUCAAGUGCCAGAACAUGUCGACCCAUGAAAUUGUAGCGGUCAAGGUCAUCAAGAACAAGCCUGCGUACUUUAAUCAGAGUAUGAUGGAAGUCACGAUCCUUGAGACGCUCAAUCAGCAUUGGGAUCCAGACGAUGCCCAUAACAUUUUGCGGCUUCGUGACACGUUUAUCCAUCACAAGCAUUUGUGUCUGGUGUUUGAGUUGCUCAGCUCCAAUCUGUAUGAGCUGAUCAAGCAGAACUCGUUCCGUGGGCUGAGCACGAGCUUAGUGCGUGUGUUUAUUGCGCAACUGCUUGAUGCCCUGAUUGUCUUGAAGAAGGCACGGUUGAUUCACUGUGACUUGAAGCCCGAGAACAUCUUGCUGCGUACGCUCCAAGCCCCGUCCAUCAAGUUGGUGGACUUUGGCUCUGCAUGCCACGAGGAACAGACGGUGUAUACGUAUAUCCAAAGCCGCUUUUAUCGCUCGCCUGAAGUGCUACUGGGCCUGCCCUACACAGCCGCGAUCGACAUGUGGUCAUUGGGAUGCAUUGCAGUGGAACUGUUUUUGGGUCUGCCGAUCUUCCCUGGCACGUCAGAAUACAACCAGGUAAGCCGGAUCGUCUCGAUGCUGGGUCUUCCGCCUUCCUUUAUGCUGGAUCGCGGUCGGCAAACCCAUGAAUUUUUCAAUAUGCACACGGAUUCGUAUGGGCGUACGACAUACCAGCUCAAGUCGAUGGAACAGUACUCACGUGAGCACCGUGUCCAAGAGCAAGCGAGUAAGCAGUACUUUCCAGGCACGACACUCCCGGAGAUCAUCCGACUCACGCCCAUCUCGCGACGUACGAGUCGCUCUGCCGAUAUGGAGAAGGAAAUGGCCAAUCGUGCGUCGUUUACAGACUUUGUCGCAGGCCUGCUCAACCUGAAUCCGCUGGAGCGCUGGACGCCUCAGCAAGCGAAGCAGCAUCCGUUUAUAACUGGUGAGCCAUUCACGCAGCCAUGGCAACCACCGGACGCUCUACAUCAUCACCAUCAUCACCACCACCAUCAUCAUCACCAUCACUCACGUCAUACGUCGGCGCAAGAGGCCACGACCUCGCCACCUACAUCUAGCACACGGUACGCAGAAGCAAGCUCAGGUGUGGCCCCAGCCAGUGGGCCAGCCCCGCCGCCAGCGACUGCCGCCGCGAUGCCUGAAGAGCCGUAUACGGUGGCGCAGCCAUACUCACUGGGGCCCUCGCCACGUGCCUACGUCUCGCCGCCUGGCUCCCGUGCCCACUUCUCGUCACCGACACAGCAUAUGGUCGUGCCCUCGCCAGGCACCGAUACACGACAUGCGUACGAUCGGUCGUCGUACCCCCGUACCAUGUACCCUGCUGGCCACGUGGACUACGUCACCACGCCGCCAGAGCCUGAGACCACGUGGGCAUGGAGUCCCUCAACGAUGGGCCCUGUACCGCCAGGCUAUGCGACACAGCCAGGGGCCGGGUAUGCCCCGUCGAUGUACCCUGUGAAUCCGCCCAGCGGAUUUUCUGUGGUGGUGCAUGGCUCGGCCGCUGAGCCGUAUGCCCAUCCCGAGAAUGGCCCACGCUCGCCGCCUAUGACCUACAAUGUGCCGUACGGUCGCGAGGCGCACGUGAGUCUCAACGAUCCCUACGCGCCGCCCCCGCCGGGUAACGCGAUGUACAAUGGCGCCCGUCAUGUACACGACGAGCACCGCGUCGAUCCUUCUAUCCUCCCUAUGUAUGUGAAUCCCCAUCCGUAA